Candidozyma haemuli is the source of this 1905-nucleotide messenger RNA. It is a transcript of the gene WAL1, whose product is annotated as actin-binding protein. Gene Ontology annotation, molecular function: actin binding. The coding region runs from base 1 to 1905 and encodes 634 amino acids. The transcript has a single exon. Lineage: Eukaryota; Fungi; Ascomycota; Pichiomycetes; Serinales; Metschnikowiaceae. The record is from RefSeq and is a predicted model, not a curated record.
AUGGGUAUACUUACGACGGCAGACAAGGAGAAGAUCAAACGUGCCGUUCCCAAAACGUCCAAUAAGAUCAUAGACGCCACCGUCGCUCGUCUAUACAUUGCACAUCCUGACCCCAAUGAAUGGACAUAUACUGGCUUGGUUGGGGCUAUAGCCUUGGUGGAUGAUUUGGUCGGCCAUACAUUCUUCCUUAAGCUUGUGGACAUUCUAGGUUCCAAAGGUGUGCUUUGGGAUCAGGAACUUUAUGUGAACUUUGAGUACCAUCAGGAUAGAAAGUUCUUUCAUACGUUUGAGAUUGAGGAUUGUCUUGUGGGACUCCUUUUCGAGGAUACCAGUGAUGCUGGCCACUUCUUCAAGCGUGUGUCGAACAGAAAGAAGUACGCCUCGAAGGAUACUUCGAAGAACAAGAACGCUAUUGCAUUGAAGGGUCAAUUGGCGCCAGAGGCUGCCAAGAUUGGUCCUAGAGGAGAGUACGUCAAUGUCCAAACAGACCAGAGAUCCCGUAGGGCAAGAGGUGUUCUUUACUACGACGACCAGCCUCCUCCGGAGUGGAGACUGUUAUAUGCUGAGUUGGCUUCUGCCGGUAUCACAGAAGAUAUGAUUGCCGAGAACCGGCAGUUUAUCAAGGACUAUAUUGCUAAACAAGGAGGCCCCUUGGUCGGUCUUGAACCUCCUAUUCCAAGGAAGCAUGCUGCGCCUGCUCCGCCUGCUAAUGUGUUUGACGAUCAUGCUCAAGUCGAUGACCGGCCAGCUGUGCCCUCCAAGAAGAAUAAGAAGGCUCCUCCUCCACCUCCUCCGGCCGGAGCACCUGCUCAAACACCUCCAGAGCUCACGCCAACACCUACAAACUACAGCACGCCUAAUGAACUCACGCCGACGCCAACGCAAAGCUCCGGUGGCUCGCCAGCUCCAGUUAACUUUCAUCCUGAGAACAAGUUCAGAGUUCCUCCUUCUUCAGCACAUGUGCCACAGGUUCCACAGUCCAUUUCAGGUCCAGAUGUUAAUAGACCUGUUCCUGCUAUUCCUCAACAAAAUUCUGGUAGCUCAGGACUGUCACAGCGGCCUCCUCUCUUCGGAAAUGUAUCUGAGUAUGGUCAACCGGUUCAGGGCUUACAACCUCCUCCACCUCCACCAGGGCGUGCCAAUAGUGCUACACCUAACGGUCCUCUACCUCCUGGGAGAGGUAAUCCUCCUCCUCCACCGGCUAGAGGAAAUCCUCCUGCUCCUCCUCCAAGAGGCGGCGUGCCUCCACCUCCACCUCCGAGAGCCAAUCCAACAGGAAAUGCUGUAACUCCUCAAAGGACAGGUGCUCCUCCUCCACCUCCUCCUCGUGCUGCGAGAGGUGCCCCUCCUCCACCCCCAGCGAGAGGUGCAAGGACUCAACCACAGCCUACGCAGCCACAAGCUCAGCAACCUCCACAAGCUCAGCAACCACAACCUCCUCAGCAGCACCAGCUUCCUCCUCAAAGGACAGUUGCCGAGCAGGCUCCACCCCAACCUCCACAACAACAACCACAGGCAUCGGCCCCUCCACCACCGCCUCCAAUGCCUCCUCAGCAGAACGCUGCUCCCGCAGGUGGUGCUCCUCCGCCUCCACCUCCUCCAGACUUGAGCUCAGCGGAACCUUCAGCUCCAUUGCCUGCAGUGGAUUCCGGAAGAGAUGCCUUAUUGUCGUCUAUUAGGGGUGCUGGUGGAAUUGGAGCCCUUAAGAAAACCGAUAAGUCUCAGUUAGAUAAGCCUACGGCGUUACUUUCAGAGGCCAAGGGCGAGGAUCCUCCUCCUUCCUCUGGAGGUGGUGGCGGCGCUGGUGGCCAGCCAGAAUCGUUGGCUGAUGCUUUAGCCGGAGCAUUGAACAAGAGAAAAAACAAGGUCGCCCGUAGUGACGACGAAGACGACGAAGAAUGGUAA